AUGGAGGGACAGACGCUACGAGCGGUCUGUCUGUUCCUCAUAAUCGGCACCUUCCUAUUGUCUGCCACAAUAGAAACAACAUCAAAAACUGCGGUUGACUUCACCGCCACCAUCCUGAAAGAUGGACUGGAAAAGAAUGUGGAGCAAGUCAUGAAUCUCGGACCGUCAGGCACGCUCCGGGUAACAGAUGAAACCGCAGAAGCUGUCUAUCAGCCCGAAAACAACAACGGCACAGAUGGAACUUUGACAGGCCCGUACGAUUCAGCGUACCGUUUUGAGAAUGGGGCGUGCGAUUUCACUAAGACUUUGAACUUCAAGGAAGCAUUUCCAGGCUACACGAAACCAAUUUGGGUUCACUAGAUGUCUGGGGCGGGGCUCUGUUGAAACAGACAAAGAUUCCUCUGGAAGGACUCUGAGCUACACGCUUGCGAACCCUCCCGCACAGUAUUGGGGUGAAAGUUUCAGUUUCUGUGUGCGGAUCAAGACUGUGCUUACCACGGGGUCGAAUUCACCAGCCGACCCCCUGACCAACCCACCGU
Toxoplasma gondii ME49 is the source of this 539-nucleotide messenger RNA. Its product is annotated as Toxoplasma gondii family A protein. The transcript has a single exon. The record is from RefSeq and is a predicted model, not a curated record. NCBI's taxonomy places the organism in Eukaryota, Apicomplexa, Conoidasida, Eucoccidiorida, Sarcocystidae. Bases 1 to 360 code for a protein of 119 amino acids.